AUGAUCAACUAUGAAGAUGAAGAGAAGAUAAAGCUGCUUCAAGAACGGUAUGGCCGGGAUAAAGAAUUUCCGGACAUUUACGAGGAGGAAGAUAGGAUCAAGGAAGUGAUGCUCAUCUUGAAUGAACCAAUCAGGUUCAGCUACCCAGCAGCUUGGAAAAUGGACCAAUGGAAAGGUGCCAUUCAAGCUGAGUGGAUAAUGAUGGAUGGAGCUGCUGUAGGCGUGCCUCAACACCAUUGGUCCACAAAGGGGAAGAGGUGGCGCCAUUCUGGUGGAGGAGAUCACUCACAUGCUUCACUUCCCAGCCUAUAA
Molecule: messenger RNA, 312 nt
Organism: Microthlaspi erraticum
Lineage: Eukaryota; Viridiplantae; Streptophyta; Magnoliopsida; Brassicales; Brassicaceae
Source: the annotation of a GenBank genome assembly